AUGGAAUCUUUUGAGAAUUUGUUAGAUGAAGGUGUUGAGGUUAAUGAUGAUGUAGAGCAGAAUAACAUUUCAGAUAAUGAAGAAGAUGAACUUGGUGAGUCUAAAAUGCCAGUUAAAAGGUGUAGGAGUCUUUCAUCUUCUGUGUGGAGUUACUUUGAAAAACCUAUUAAACAUCCUGAUGGGAAAAUAAGGGCUAAAUGCAAGUAUUGUAAGAAAGACCUUGUGGGUGGUGGGAGUCUUAGUGGCACUUCAACUUUAAUUUGUCACAUGAAAAGAUGUGAGAAUAGACCAAAAACAUUUGUUGAUUCCGAUGUUGGGAAACUAGUUCUUGAUCAUUCUGGAAAAAUAAGGAGUAGAAUAAUUGAUCAAAAUGUGUUAAAUGACAUGAUAUCUAUGAUGAUAAUAGAACAUGAUCUCCCAUACUCUUUUGUAGAACGUAAGAGGUUUAGAGAGUUGAUACAAUAUUUGCAUCCUGAUGCUAAGAUACCAUCUAGGCGUGUGGCCACUUCAAAUAUAAACAAAAUGUAUGAGUGUGAAAAAGAAAAAUUGAAACUAGUGUUGUCUAAACUUCCUGGCAGAAUAAACUUGACUUCAGAUGUGUGGACUUCUUGUACUACAGAGGGUUAUAUUUCAUUGACUGCACACUAUGUUGAUCAAAAUUGGAAAUCGCAUAGCAAAAUGCUUAAUUUCUCUCAUUUUCCUCCUCCACAUUCUGGGCGUGAAAUGGCUAAAAUCAUAUAUGGUUUCUUGGAAGAUUGGGGGAUUGAGACAAAAAUAUUUUCAUUAACUUUGGAUAAUGCUUCUUCCAAUGACAAAAUGCAAGAUUAUUUGAAGGAAAGACUUCUUUUGCAAAAUGAUAGUUUAUUGUGUGGUGGUUAA
Cajanus cajan (pigeon pea) is the source of this 879-nucleotide messenger RNA. RefSeq names its product zinc finger BED domain-containing protein RICESLEEPER 2-like. NCBI's taxonomy places the organism in Eukaryota, Viridiplantae, Streptophyta, Magnoliopsida, Fabales, Fabaceae. The record is from RefSeq and is a predicted model, not a curated record. Gene Ontology annotation, molecular function: DNA binding.